UCGCCCCGUGCGAAACUAUCCGUGCACCACUGUCUGCCGCUGCGGCAACGAGCGACAACAGCUGUUAUUACGCUUCAGUCGUAUACUUUUUGUUUUCAUUUUGAUUAAAGCAUAUUCCGAUGAUUAAACCAGUCGAGUAGCAGUGGAGAGUAGCAGUGAGAAAACCGCAGGAGUCGAGUGCUGAAAAAGCAAACAAAUAGACAAGUUAAAGCGAAAAGCCAUUGCAAUCAUCCAGUGCGUGGUAAACAAAUGAAAACUGUAUGCGUCUGAGCCUCGGAUUUCCAAUAUAGUUUAUUUAAAAAGACGCCAACGCCAGCAGAAAGCAAAAAAUUAUACAUACGACGACUAAUCGUUGACGAGGCGCAGCAGCAGAAACAGCGAGGGCGUAAGCGACAGCUACGAAAUGUAUACAAUAGUGACGUUGAGUUGCUAUUGGAACGGCCGGCUGCAGACGCGUUAGGGACUUAGACUCCUCUUCCUUCUCCUACUCCUCCAUUUCGAGCAUUUGGGCACUCCGACUGAGCGUGCCAGUGUAUGCGGGGGCGUGGGCUAAAGAUAAUCAUCGGGGUGGCAGCAACUGGAGUGCAGCAGCAACAGCAUCAGCGGCGUUUACAAGUGCUCGGGACACCUUUUAGUAAACGGAAAACAUCACCAAUAUGUCUUAUAUGACCACAAGGCACGCAACCAGCCUCAAUCUGGACCUUGCGCUCGGCAGCCGUGAGUUGCAUUUGCGCAGUCAUCAGGCAAGCAUUUUUCGACAGCGUCUGCAUGUGGCUCAGAAUCUCUACCAACGCAAUAUGACGGCACAUUAUGGCUGCGUGAAUGCGUUGGAAUUCAGCAAUGGUGGGCAGUAUUUGGCCUCAGGCGGGGAUGAUCGCCGGGUUCUGCUAUGGCACGUAGAUCAGGCGCUAGCCAAUGUGGGUGAGCCGCGGGUCAUGUGUGGCGAACAUGCUAGCAAUAUUUUUUGCCUGGGUUUUGAUACGCACAACUCCUAUGUGUUUUCUGGGGGCAACGAUGAUCUGGUCAUACAGCAUGACCUUUCCACUGGCAAAAGUGUUAACAUAUUCUCACAUGAUGGACCCGUUUAUGGCCUCAGUGUCGACAAGACCAGCUCUAAUUUGAUCAGUGUAGCCACAGAGGAUGGUGAAAUCUUGGUAUAUGAUUUGCGUGUGGGGGAGAAUGACCCUCUGACCAUUGCCAAAUUUUCCGCACCCUUCAACGCUGUCGAAUUUCACCCACUAAAUGGAAACUUCCUGGCUACAGCCAAUGCAAAGCGUGGCGCCAUGCUCUGGGACAUACGCCACCACACCCAACCGCUUUACCAGUACAAUUUUAUACCAGAAUCCCCAAGCUGUAUGAGCGUCCGCUUUAAUUGUAAUGGCUCCUUGCUGCUGACACUGCAUCGCCGAUUACCACCUAUUUUAUUUAGUCCUAACUCAACGGAGCCACUGUGUACUUUCUAUCACCAUGAAUAUUUUAACUCGUGCACAAUGAAAAGCUGCACCUUUGCUGGACCGGAAGAUGAGCUGGUGGUAUCGGGCUCGGAUAAUUUUAAUAUGUUUAUUUGGCGACUCGAUGGCGUAGACAUGGAGCAAAAGGAUCAAUGGAUAGAUACUGCCCCAAUAAUACUUUCUGGUCAUCGUUCAAUCGUUAAUCAGGUGCGAUAUAAUCGUCAGCGCUGCCUACUAGCAUCCUCCGGUGUAGAGAAAAUAAUUAAGCUCUGGAGCCCAUUUGCGCAAGCGGGAUGGCAGGGCUCCUUGCUGCAGAAGUCCGCUACACCAUACUGCAAUCGCACACUACACCGUAAUGCUACAAACCACGUGUCACAGGACUUCAGUGCGCGCAAUACAGACGAAGACGCCGUCAUGCUUGCCUUCUUUGAUACGCUGGUACAGCGGGAACUAGAGGUUUGGCAGACACCCAGUGCCAGUGGCCAAAGCAGUAGCGAAAGCUUGGCCACCUCCACAGAGAGUGACAGCAGCUCGCAAUCUGAGGACACGCCCAACGUCAGCGAGCUCAGUUGGCAGGCGCAUCCAAACCGCAUUUUCUAUCUGAUAGCAAAAAAACGGCGUGCUCUAUUGCAUCUUGCGCUUAAAUCCGCCAGCACGGGUGGCCAUCUACCGCUGCGCGUCCGUGCCAAAUCGCCGGUGACUACAGCAAAUGUGGAGCAGCUGUUGGGCAGCCUCCUGGGGGGAAGCAGGCACUCGGCCAUGCAAGCACGUGUCAGUGACUGGCUGGAGCAAACACAUCGACUUAUUGGCGAUGAUGAAAUGCCAACUACGUCUGCGGAAGCGGCGGCGCGCGAACGCUCUCGAAGGGCGCUGUGGAUCGAGGAGCGGGAGGACCAGGAUGCCCCAUCGUCGACUACUAACAGUUCCAAUAAAACGCGCACGUUCCAAAUGAUUGGCUCUGUGCAGGCUAGCUUUGAACAGAUGGAACGAAAACGCAAACUUAUGCACUUGCGCUUUGCCGCCGCCUUGAAGAGACGACGCACCGCACGACGCAGUGACCGGGACGAGGAUAGUGUUAUUGCCUACGAAUCGGACUGGUUAGAUGAUGAUGACGAUGACGACGUCGAAGAUAAUGGCGAUGAUGGUGAAGGGGAAGCUCGUGAAACUGAAGCAGACGACACAUCCACAAACUCAUCGUCCACAGAGCAGCUAUCAGAAGCGCCGAGCUCUUCGUCUGCCCUCUGUUGUAUUACUGAUCAGGAAACUAACAACAAUAGUCAAAUGACUACUAAUAAUAACAGCGCUGUCGCUACUAAGCCUAUUAAUGGACUGGACAUGCCUGCGGUCUAUAAUGGUGAGAGCGGCACGGCCGAACCCGCCGGCAGCAGCAAAUCCAAAAUGUAAAGUGCUGAAGCCCUCGUGCACACGCUACCGGUGUUCCUAGUACACACACAUAUACCCAUUUGUUACCACUAUCAGCCAAAAUCAAGGGACAAUCACACUCGCUUUCCAUAUAAAAGUACAACCCAAGGUUUAAAAUUGACUGGUAGAUACCCUUAAAUGAUUUAGAGCCGUUACAAUUUCAUUAAAACCCACAACUAUCCAUAUGUAUAGUAUAUGUUUUACGUUUGAUAUCAAAACAGCUUUCGAUAAAACAGAAUAUUUACUACAUCUUUGAUGAAGCAUUUUUUGAAAAAGCGAUUGCAAUUCAUUCAAAACUAUGAAAAUGUUAAG
This is a messenger RNA of Scaptodrosophila lebanonensis, 3185 nucleotides long. RefSeq names its product DDB1- and CUL4-associated factor 5. The record is from RefSeq and is a predicted model, not a curated record. The transcript has 7 exons. Gene Ontology annotation, biological process: negative regulation of fatty acid biosynthetic process. The coding region runs from base 657 to 2855 and encodes 732 amino acids. Gene Ontology annotation, molecular function: protein binding. NCBI's taxonomy places the organism in Eukaryota, Metazoa, Arthropoda, Insecta, Diptera, Drosophilidae. Gene Ontology annotation, cellular component: cytoplasm; Cul4-RING E3 ubiquitin ligase complex.